Molecule: messenger RNA, 195 nt
Organism: Racocetra persica
Lineage: Eukaryota; Fungi; Glomeromycota; Glomeromycetes; Diversisporales; Gigasporaceae
Source: the annotation of a GenBank genome assembly
AUGGCAUUAGAACCUUCAUCUAAUGUUAAUAAUACUUUAACACAUAAAACACCCAACAGCCUUGACGAAGAAGUUAAAGUCAUGGUGCCGCCUUUGAAUUUUGCAAUGGUAGCACCAGGUGUUUAUCGUUCUGGACAUCCAAAUCAUGACUUUAAUGAAGAACUGAAUCAAUUUGUGAAAGAUCAAAAUAUCCAG